AUGACCCCGCCAUCAAACGGCCAAGCUGCCGAGACCAAUGAUCAUCUCGUCCAGUCUGAUAACCCAGAGCACCCGGCGAACCUGAUCCCCUCGCUCUGCGCCAAGUUUUGGACACUCGGCUGGGUCACUGGCACUGGGGGAGGCGCCUCGAUCCGCGAAGAUGACCUCGUCUACAUCGCGCCCUCGGGUGUUCAGAAGGAGUUGAUGAAAGCCUCCGACAUUUACGUACUCUCCCUCGCAGCCCAAGCGCAAUCCCUCGACAGGCGAAACCGGGUCUACCUGCGCAGCCCGCCGAGCUACAAGCCGAGCCAGUGCACCCCCUUGUUUCUAGCGGCCUUCACGAAGCGGCGCGCGGGCUGCUGCAUCCACACGCACUCGCACUGGGCGGUGUUGGUGACGCUGAUCCUCGAGACGCAGGGCGCUGGGAAGGACCGCGAGUUCCGCAUCAACAACAUCGAGCAGAUCAAGGGAUUCGGCAAGGGGUUUGAAAAGAGCGGGAAUCUAGGGUACCACGAUACGCUGGUGAUUCCGGUGAUUGAGAACACCGCGCAUGAAGAGGACUUGACCGAGUUCCUCGAGGAAGCGAUGGAUAAGUAUCCCGACACCUACGCCGUGUUGGUAAGGCGGCAUGGCGUGUAUGUGUGGGGUGACAAUGUGCACAAGGCCAAGACGCAGUGCGAGAGCCUCGACUAUCUUUUCCAGCUGGCGGUCGAGAUGAAGCAGCUUAACCUGCCCUGGAUAACCGACAUCGAGCCAGUGACGCCACGGAAGUCGUAG
Chaetomium globosum CBS 148.51 is the source of this 777-nucleotide messenger RNA. RefSeq lists its product as uncharacterized. The record is from RefSeq and is a predicted model, not a curated record. Gene Ontology annotation, cellular component: cytoplasm. Bases 1 to 777 code for a protein of 258 amino acids. The transcript is spliced from 3 exons. Gene Ontology annotation, molecular function: methylthioribulose 1-phosphate dehydratase activity; metal ion binding. NCBI's taxonomy places the organism in Eukaryota, Fungi, Ascomycota, Sordariomycetes, Sordariales, Chaetomiaceae.